This is a messenger RNA of Lemur catta (Ring-tailed lemur), 1653 nucleotides long. It is a transcript of the gene HSD17B12, whose product is annotated as hydroxysteroid 17-beta dehydrogenase 12. Gene Ontology annotation, cellular component: endoplasmic reticulum. The transcript has 11 exons. Gene Ontology annotation, molecular function: oxidoreductase activity. The record is from RefSeq and is a predicted model, not a curated record. NCBI's taxonomy places the organism in Eukaryota, Metazoa, Chordata, Mammalia, Primates, Lemuridae. The coding region runs from base 237 to 1175 and encodes 312 amino acids.
GUGGGCGGGGCACUGAAAUGGAGUCAGCCAAUGCCUGACGCACUACGCGCAAUCACCAAUGGCGACACGGAUAUGGCGACGUGGGCGGGGUUUCGACCCAAAGUGAUGUAAGAGCUGCGCCUAUUAGUACCGUUCUCGCCGUCACAGCCGGCGCCGACGCCUCCGCCUCCUUCUGGCUUCAUUCAUCAUUUUUCACUGCUUUCAUUCACGAAGAUAGUGAGGCCUACUCGAAAGUCAUGGAGAGCGUUGUCCCGGCCGCCGGUUUCCUGUAUUGGGUGGGCGCGGGCACCGUGGCCUACCUGGCCCUGCGCAUCUCGUACUCGCUCUUCACAGCCCUUCGGGUCUGGGGCGUGGGUAACGAGGCGGGGGUUGGCCCCGGGCUCGGUGAAUGGGCAGUUGUCACAGGUAGUACUGAUGGAAUUGGAAAAUCAUAUGCAGAAGAGUUAGCAAAGCGUGGAAUGAAGAUUGUCCUUAUCAGCAGAUCACAGGAUAAACUGAACCAGGUUUCUGGUGAAAUAAAAGAAAAAUUCAAAGUGGAGACAAGAACCAUUGCUGUUGACUUUGCAUCAGAAGAUAUUUAUGAUAAAAUUAAAACAGGCUUGGCUGGUCUUGAAAUUGGCGUAUUAGUGAACAACGUGGGAAUGUCAUAUGAGUAUCCUGAAUACUUUCUGGACAUUCCUGACUUGGACAAUACCAUCAAGAAACUGAUAAAUAUUAAUGUUCUUUCUGUUUGUAAGAUGACACGAUUGGUGCUGCCUGGCAUGGUAGAAAGAUCAAAAGGAGUGAUUCUGAACAUCUCAUCUGCCUCUGGCAUGCUUCCCAUCCCGUUGCUGACUGUCUACUCUGCAACCAAGGCUUUUGUAGAUUUCUUCUCUCAGUGCCUCCACGAGGAGUAUAGGAGCAAGGGCAUCUUUGUGCAGUGUGUCCUGCCAUACUUCGUAGCCACAAAACUGGCUAAAAUCCGGAAGCCAACUUUUGAUAAACCCUCUUCGGAGACGUUUGUGAAGUCUGCGAUUAAAACAGUAGGCUUGCAAUCCCGGACCAAUGGAUACCUGAUCCAUGCUCUUAUGGGCUCAAUAUUGUCGAUCCUGCCUUCUUGGAUCUAUUUUAAAAUAAACAUGGAUGUCAACAAGUCCACACGGGCUCGCUAUCUGAAGAAGAACAAGAAGAACUAAGCAUUGAUAACUGCGUUGAGUAACUUGGCCACGUGCUCCAGCCUGUGUGUGUUCACUGCAAAGCACCCCACUGGUCUUUAAAACCUGCAGUUAUCUUUUGAAUAGUUUCCAUACUAACAUGGCUAAAUAUUGUCUUAAUUGGGAGGAAAACAGAAGUUGUUUUUAGAAGUUUCUAACAUUUAUUCUGGCUACUACUAGGAGUAAUUUUGAAGUUCAAUACAAAUGCUCAUAUCAAAUGAAUAUAGCACUAAUAUUACCAAAAACACUUAAUAGGAAGGAAGAUGAUGAUAGCAAAUCACGGAAUGGUAGAGUCCAACAUAAAACUCAACAGUUUUAUCUGUUCCAAAAUGCCAUUGAUCAUUGUUGUAUUUUCUCUGAAACUGAUUAUAAAAAGUAAUGUAUAGAUAUUCUUUUUUGUUUAUAACACUUUGAGGGAAUGAAGAUUUUUUUUUUUUUUUUGAAACAGAGUCUCGCUCUG